ACACACAUCUAUAUCCAGAGCUAUAUAGCUGCUGCCAUCAUCAUCAGUAGCACAAUGGAUUGUUGUGUGGCGGAUCGUGAGCACGCGGUGGAGGUGGUGGUGCAGGUGUACGAGCGCAUCAAGAUCCAGCAGCCCCUCCUCCUCGUCCACUGCUCCUCGCUGCCGCCGUCGGCCACCACCCAGCUGGCCCAGAGCCUCCUCAGCGAGGCGCUGCGAGCACUCAACGUCGCCCUCUCCGUCAUGAACCAGCAACCUUCUCCUGCUCCAGCGACACCAACAAGCGUCGUCGUCAAAGCCGAGCGUCAACUACUCUCAUCAUCAUCGCCCAGCCAUGGAGCAGCACCCGAUCCCGGCGAAGCAAUACCGAUCAUGGCCAGAAGAGGCAAGAGAAGAAGAACAACAGUGGAAGCAGGCGGGAAAACCUCAUCAUGGGCAGGCUUGACCACUGUGCCUUACGAGGACGGCUACGAGUGGAGAAAAUACGGCGAGAAGAAGAUCAACGGCACCAGCUUCACAAGGAGCUACUUCAGGUGCACCUACAAGGAUGACACUGGCUGCCUGGCCACAAAGCACGUCCAGCAGAAGGACAGCAGCGACCCUCCCGUGUUCCAGGUCACCUACAACAGCAAGCACACCUGCAACAAUAGCUGCACGGCCACGGCUGCCAACAGCAGCGAGAGAGUGAUCAGCAUCAAUCCUCUAAUAAUAAAUGGUCAUCAUCACGCUGCCGUGAAUAAUGUCAAGCAAGAAGAACCACCAGCAGUGCUGCCUCCUCUUGUCGAGGCUUCUUCCGCCCUUGCUUUCGAUCAAUCAUUUCCUAUCGGUAUGCAGCAGCAGCAGCAGCAGCAGCAGCAGCAGCAACCCUACGGUACCGCAAGAGACUAUCAUGGGCGACAUACGCCGUCGACCACAAGUUCAUGCAUCUCCGGCGACUCCUGCUGCGAUGGAUAUUAUUCUGCAGGAGGAGACAUCGCGCAGCAGAUGGCAGCAGAUCGAGGAAGCAUCAGCUGGAGAAGACUUUCUCCACGAUCUGGAGCUUUUCCUCCUGUGCGACAGCUUCAAGGACUAUUAAUAACUAGCUAAAAUCUUAGCUAGAAAAAAACGUAGUUUUUUUUUGAUGAAACCUAGUAUAUACCACCUUUUUAGUUUUUAGAUAAUAUGUGUGGUUGCGUAAAGGAAUUGCUGCUACAAAUUAAAGAAAAUUGAUGUGUGUGUAUCGCGUGCGGAA
This is a messenger RNA of Panicum hallii, 1228 nucleotides long. RefSeq names its product WRKY transcription factor 55-like. Gene Ontology annotation, biological process: regulation of DNA-templated transcription. Lineage: Eukaryota; Viridiplantae; Streptophyta; Magnoliopsida; Poales; Poaceae. The record is from RefSeq and is a predicted model, not a curated record. The transcript is spliced from 2 exons. The coding region runs from base 55 to 1083 and encodes 342 amino acids. Gene Ontology annotation, molecular function: DNA-binding transcription factor activity; sequence-specific DNA binding.